This is a messenger RNA of Ophidiomyces ophidiicola, 1440 nucleotides long. RefSeq lists its product as uncharacterized. The transcript has 3 exons. Bases 1 to 1440 code for a protein of 479 amino acids. Lineage: Eukaryota; Fungi; Ascomycota; Eurotiomycetes; Onygenales; Onygenaceae. Gene Ontology annotation, cellular component: mitochondrial inner membrane. The record is from RefSeq and is a predicted model, not a curated record. Gene Ontology annotation, biological process: lipid homeostasis; mitochondrion organization.
AUGGGCUACAGCUACAGGGUAACUCUGAACCAAAAUCCGGAUUCCGAAGAAGAGAAAACAGCAAUCCUUAAUGCUUGCCACAAGCGAUGUGCUGAGCGCACGCUUCAUGUGUUGGAGAAAAAUGGGUCGAUAUUUAUAAAACUUGGUCAGCAUUUGAGUAGUAUGGGCUAUUUAUUACCGUUGGAAUGGACGACGACUUUCAUCCCGUUACAAGACAAGUGCCCCGUUUCUUCGUUUGAGUCGGUGGAGGAGAUGUUUGUGAAAGACACCGGACACCGGAUAGACGAAUUGUUUUCCAGCUUUGAAAGAGACCCGAUUGGCGCUGCAUCACUUGCGCAAGUACACGUUGCAGUUUUAAAGGGGUCAGGACGAAAAGUAGCUGUGAAGGUACAGCACCCAACGUUAGCGGAAUGGGCUCCCUUGGAUUUGGCUCUCACAAGGUUUACAUUUUCAACAUUGAAGAGGUUUUUUCCAGAGUACGACCUAGAGUGGCUGUCAAAUGAAAUGGACUUGUCAUUACCCCAGGAGUUGGAUUUUCGAAUGGAGGCUGACAAUGCAAACCGAGCGAGGGAAUACUUUCGGACAAGGACAAAAGCGCCGCUGGUUAUUCCAGAAGUCAUGUGGGCAAAACAGCGGAUUUUAGUGAUGGAUUUUAUCUCUGGCCACCGACCGGACGAUCUCGAAUUUUUAGAUGCCAACAACAUCGAUAGGGAUGAAGUAUCAGCUGCGCUGGCCCACAUUUUCAACGAGAUGAUUUUUGGCGAUGGAGCUCCGCUUCACUGUGACCCUCAUGGGGGUAACAUUGCAAUCCGCAAGAAUAACUCCCGACGCAAGCCCAAUUUUGAAGUCGUACUCUAUGACCAUGGAUUAUACCGCGAUAUAUCUAAAGAGGUCCGACGGUCAUAUGCCAAACUCUGGCUUUCUAUCGUAGAUGCGGAUGAGAAAGGAAUGCGAAAAUACGCACACGAAGUCGCUGGCAUAACAGAUGAUCAGUUCCCCUUAUUCGCUAGCGCCAUUACAGGCCGAGAUUACACAGUUCUGACCAAGAAUUCAAUCACAUCUUCCAGGUCUGUAGAAGAGAAAGAAGUUAUGACAGAUGCCUUGGGCGAUGGAAUGCUACAAGAGCUGGUUAGUUUGCUGGGUAAAGUGCCGAGGAUUAUUCUCUUGAUUCUUAAAACCAACGACUUGACUCGUUCUCUGGAUGAAAAUCUCCACACUCGCCAUGGCCCGCUUCGUGCAUUUCUCAUUCUCGCUCGCUACGCAACUUGCACUGUGUUUGAAGAACAGAUGGAAUCUAUUCGCCAGCACGGCAGCAUUUUUUGGCCUAAGAAUCUUAUGCGUUAUAUAUGCGCCUGGACGAGUUAUCUUCGGGUGGAAAUAAAAUUAGGGAUCUAUGAGCAGUGGUUAUCUAUGAGGGGAAGGUUGGGACUGGCCAAUUAG